Symbiodinium sp. CCMP2592 is the source of this 1731-nucleotide messenger RNA. The record is from the annotation of a GenBank genome assembly. NCBI's taxonomy places the organism in Eukaryota, Dinophyceae, Suessiales, Symbiodiniaceae.
AUGGAUCCGGACAUCAUGCAGCGGGGAGGAUCCAAACAAAGAGCUGCGAACCGUGCUGCACAAACUUCGGCAGCAGUUCCAGAACCCAGCCGAUUGGCGACCCACCUUCUGCGGUCAUUCGGCUGGGGGAAGAUGUCUUUGCCAGAAGUACAGGUGGUGGCUGCACUGGUGGAAGAAGAUGCAUUGGAGCCAGUCAAAGCCGAGAUUCGCAUACUUGCCAAUCUCGGCUCUCGGGGCCUAUAUCAGGGAAAUCUCCGGAGAGACCUAUUGAGGCACACUCAAAUGCCUGCUCUUGUGAGCAGCAACGUGUGUGUGCCCAUCAAGAAAGCUCUCCGGGCUGCGAUCCCGUUUUUGGACCCUGUUGACGUGUUUCGGUCGCUGCAGCGACAGCCAAUGGUCUUCCGUGAGUUAUGCUGCAGGAACGAUGGUGACAUAGCGAACUUUUGGCGAGAGGUCGGCUCCUCGCACCCUGCACUCCUGCACCAUCCCGUGAAGAAGAUCAAGAACUACCAAUCCAGCGCGGUACCGCUGAUCCUGCACGGCGAUGGAGUUCCGAUUGACAGCAAGGACAGGUCUUGUGCUUUUAUCUCUUGGAGAAGCCUGCUCUCCUCACAGACCUCUUCAAAGCUCGUCCAUGUGCUGAUAAGUGCUGUUUGGACUGAGCAGAUCGUGGUGUCUUCCUGUGGCAACACUGUGGCCAGCAUCUGGGGACACGUCGUUCGGGCCUUUGAACGAUGUUUCGAAGAAUGCAAGACGAACAAUGACUUGUUACCGGUGCUCCUUUUUCUGACUGGUGACUUGGAAUGGUACAACACGAGUCACAACUUGCCACGGUGGAAUUCCAACUUCCCUUGCGGGCAUUGCAACAUCAGCAAAGACAAUAUGUUCGACUACAAAAACGUGGCGGAGGUUCCUGUGGAUCCAUGGCACUGCCCUCGCCGCAGCUGCUGCCCUCUCCUGCGACACCUUGUGAGCCCCAGUGGUGUGAUUCCGGACUGGAUGCACAGCAAGCACCUUGGCUUCGACCAGCGGCUGGCUGGCUCAACGUUGUGGGUUCUCUGCUGGAGGAUCCUUCCUGGCGGAGUAGAGGAAAACCUGGACAAUGUAUUGCUGCAGAUGAAGGACUACUGGCGGCAGCACAAGGGCAAUGGCAUCAACUACAUCACUCAGACCAUGGUCCUGGCUGACCCACAGGAUAUUCACUGCAGAAAGGGAUACCCUCGCUUGAAGGCCAAGGCAGCAGAAACUAAGGGCGUUGUUGCAGCUUUGGCGAGCAUCUGCCAACAGCACCUGCAACAGGACAACGAGGAGCACCAACAGAUUGCCCUGGCUUUGAGUUUCAGCCGCGAUUUGGACCAAAUGGCAGAUGGCAUCGAAGACUGGAAGCCCUCGAAAGAGGUGGCGGAUCGGAUGAUGCUCACGGCCGUUUGUCUCUUCCAGUGCAUGACGAUUUUGAAUAAGUCCUUUCUGGAGCAGGGCCAUCUGGCCUUCCAGUUGACAUUCAAGACACACUGGUUUCUGCAUGGGCUGCAGCUGGCGAGGCAUCUUUCCCCCAAGCUGACUUGGACAUACUCCGGCGAGGAUUAUAUGUCCAAAUGCAAGGGUCUCCUCAAGAUGUGUACCAAGAGCCGGACGAUGCUGACUUCGUUGGAUCGUUUCAUGCGGCAGUACACAGAUGCCAUGUCAAUCGAACUGGCAGAGAUCCUUGCACAGCCUGGACCGCCGCUCUGA